Molecule: messenger RNA, 1376 nt
Organism: Sorghum bicolor (sorghum)
Lineage: Eukaryota; Viridiplantae; Streptophyta; Magnoliopsida; Poales; Poaceae
Exons: 3
Coding region: 201-1337 (378 amino acids)
Source: RefSeq, a predicted model, not a curated record
CUCUCUCCCUCCCUCGCCCCAUCGACCACUACUAGGGAUGCCGCCUGUGCGCCUGUGGUGCGGCUCCGCUCCUCGUGCUCCGCGCGCGACUCAGAGUUCCAUCCAAACAGACGCUAUAAAGUGGAGCAGGCGUCGCGCUGGGCUCGUCACACUGUUCCGUCGACGAGAACUCGAGAAGGCUACGCAGGGACGAGCCUGACAUGGCGGAGAGCGGGAGCUCACGUCGUGGCGUGCUGCUGUUCUUGCUCGUCGGCGUGGCUGCGGCUGGAGUGGCUUCGGCCAUCCCUGACGGGCUACUGCCAAACGGUAACUUCGAGCAAGGUCCGGACAAGUCCCAGAUGAACGGGUCCAGGGUGAUUGGUCAAAACUCCAUACCCUGCUGGGAGACCUCAGGUUUCGUGGAGUACAUCGAGCCCGGGCAGCAGCAGAACGACAUGGUCCUGGUGGUGCCUGAGGGCGCACGGGCCGUUCGCCUCGGCAACGACGCGACCAUCCGGCAGCAGCUUCCAGGCCUGACCCGCAGCAUGUCCUACUCCAUCACCUUCAGCGCGGCGCGCACCUGCGCCCAGGCCGAGCAGCUCAACGUGUCCGUCGCCGCGGAGUCCGGCGUCCUCCCUGUCCAGACCGUGUACACCAGCAGCGGCUGGGACUCCUACUCCUACGCCUUCAAGGCCAGGCACACCGCCGUGUGGCUCACCAUCCACAACCCCGGCGUCGAGGAGGACCCGGCGUGCGGCCCCAUCAUCGAUUCCGUCGCCAUCAAGGCCCUCCACCCUCCCAGCCGCGUCAAGGACAAUAUGCUGAAGAACGGAGACUUUGAGGAGGGCCCGUACAUGUUCCCGGACUUGGCAUGGGGCGUGCUGGUGCCGCCGAUGGACGAGGACGACGUGUCUCCGCUGCCGGGGUGGAUGAUCAUGUCGGACACCAAGGCCGUCAAGUACCUGGACGCGGCGCACUUCGCCGUGCCGCACGGCGCGUACGCCGUGGAGCUGGUGGCCGGCACGGAGGCCGCGCUGGUGCAGGAGGUGCAGACCAAGCCCGGGCGGUCAUACAAGCUGUCCUUCUCCGUCGGGGACGCGGCCAACGGGUGCGCGAGCACGCUGCUCGUGGACGCGUACGCGGCGCGGGGCAGGCAGCCGGUCUCGUACGAGUCCCACGGCAUGGGCGGGUGCGUGCGCAGCGAGUUGGAGUUCGCAGCGGUGGCAAACCUCACCCGUGUGGUGUUCCAGAGCAUGGGCCACUACAUGAAGCCCGACGGGACGCUCUGCGGGCCGGUCGUGGACGACGUCUCCCUCGUCAGCCUGCCCAGACACGCAGCCCGCCGGUUGCUCAUGUAGGGACACAUUUUUGCUUUGCAGACUGAGGCCUGGUAGUUC